Molecule: messenger RNA, 2869 nt
Organism: Oncorhynchus mykiss (rainbow trout)
Lineage: Eukaryota; Metazoa; Chordata; Actinopteri; Salmoniformes; Salmonidae
Product: potassium channel subfamily K member 2
Biological process (GO): potassium ion transmembrane transport; stabilization of membrane potential
Cellular component (GO): plasma membrane
Molecular function (GO): outward rectifier potassium channel activity; potassium ion leak channel activity
Source: RefSeq, a predicted model, not a curated record
UUAAUGCGAAAGUGAAACGGCCGGUAAAACCGAGAGAGAGAGAGAGAGAGAGGGCUCGGCUCUGGUGCCAUGUGGAAACGUCCGCCUGCACGGAUCUGCCCGUGAGCACCGACGGGGCAAAGAAAGGGAAUUGGAGAAAACGGUAAAAGGAGAUAUAACGUUCAACUAAUCACGGAGAGAACGUCUGGUGAGAAGCGGAGAGCAGAGGGCAUCGGCUAGCGAAGAAUGGCAGCACCUAACCUACUGGAUCCAAAAUCCGCCACUCACAACAGCAAGCCCUGCCUUUCCUUCUCCGCCAAGUCAAUCACGCUGAGCCCUAGAGAGGAGUGUCAGGCCAUCGCCACGGUGAUGAAGUGGAAGACGGUGUUGGCCAUUUUCCUCCUGGUGGUUCUCUACCUGGUGGUGGGAGCUGCCGUGUUCAGGGCCCUGGAACAACCCCACGAGAGUGCUCAGCGCCUGGCCAUCCUGAAUCAGAAACUAGAGUUCCUCUCCACACACACCUGUGUCAACCACAGCCAUCUGGAGGAAUUGGUCAAGCAAGUGGUGUCAGCGAUCCGUUCAGGGGUGAACCCAGCAGGGACUCUGACCAAUCACAGCAGUCUCUGGGACCUAAGCUCCUCCUUCUUCUUCGCGGGGACCGUCAUCACUACUAUCGGUUUUGGGAACAUCUCCCCCCAUACGGAGGGAGGGCGUAUAUUCUGUAUAAUUUAUGCCCUGCUGGGGAUCCCUCUGUUUGGCUUCCUACUGGCUGGAGUAGGAGACCAAUUGGGAACCAUCUUUGGGAAGGCCACCGCCAGGGUCGAGAAGAUGUUCGUGCAGUGGGAUGUUAGUCAGACUAAGAUCCGUGUCAUCUCCACCGUUCUCUUCAUCCUGUUCGGCUGUCUGCUCUUCGUGGCGCUGCCGGCGGCCAUCUUUAAACACAUUGAGGGCUGGAGUGCUCUGGAGUCCCUUUACUUUGUUGUUAUCACCUUGACAACCAUUGGUUUUGGGGACUUUGUCGCAGGUGGUUCAGAGAUUGAGUAUCUGGACUACUACAAGCCUGUGGUGUGGUUCUGGAUCCUGGUGGGGCUGGCGUACUUCGCUGCUGUUCUCAGCAUGAUAGGAGACUGGCUCAGAGUCAUCUCUAAGAAGACCAAAGAGGAGGUAGGGGAGAUCAGGGCUCAUGCAGCAGAGUGGACGGCUAAUGUCUCGGCAGAGUUCAAGGAGACCAGACGUCGCCUCAGUGUCGAGGUCUAUGACAAGUUCCAGCGGGCUGCAUCAAUCAAACGCAAACUGUCGACCGAUCUGGGCUUAAACUCCACCCCCGAGCUUACCCCACCCAAGAGGAUACUGCCCGUCAACUUCACAGAUGAACGGGAGAGGGAGCCGAUGUUCCCGUAUAUGACCAAAAAUGGAAGUAUUUUUCAGAAUGGACUAGGGGGAGAGCCUAGGAGAGGUGACGUGGCUAUUAUAGAAUACCUCAAGUAGAGUUCACAAACGUUCACCUCUGACCCCUGACCCAGCUUCAGCACAAGCCACACCCACCUGGUUACAACAAGAAAUGGCAGCCAUCUUUCAGCACAGGGUGUAUGACAUCAUUAAUCAACAGCUGCCCCGAUGACAGACCAUAUGACUAUAUGACUAUGAUUAUGAAGCGGUUUGAUUAUUAACUACAACAGAAUCACAACAUGAAUUAUGAACUAGGAACAUAUCUUUAUGGAUCUGAAUGGAAGAGUUACAUUCGGGGAGUACAUGUAAGGUCAGGGCAAAUCUGAAUUGACAUCCUAAUCCUAGUGCACUACCUUUGGCCACAACCUCACUGGGUUCUGGUCAAAAGAAUAGGGUGUCAUUUCAGACAUAUGUAUCCUAUUUAUUAUGUUGCCAAUGUAUGAGGAAUAUUAAUGAGGAUGUCUAUAUGCCUUUAAUCAGAGAAUGUGUGGGUGUGCAUAUGUGUGAAUGGGUUCUAUGGGGUUCUAAGAGUGAACCUUUCCCCUGACUGUUAAUCAGAACCGGACCUCUUAGCUUUCUUUCUACUGAAGGAAUCACAGCAGUGUCUUAGUCCUUUUCUACCAACAGACUGUACAUGCAUGUGAAUUAACAGUGUUUUCUCUUUCUCUUUUAUCACUCUCUCUCUUGUCGUUUUAAACAGCGAGACAGUUUGUCAUUUAGAGUACGUGACUGUAGUCCUCUGGGCUGCUCUAGGGAUGCUGGGAGUGUGGAGCAGCAAAUGGAGGCUCCACUAUGACUGUUUCAGGGCAGACAUUUUAAGGCCAGACACCACAGACUGAAAUGGCAGUUUUGCAGCUACCUAUACAUUUUUAGAUUAGUUGGUAUUUUGGUCAAUUAAUAUUAGUAUUUUCAAAAAGUAAACAUACAAAUGUCAAAAUCUUUAUGAAAAUUGAUAUUUUCUUUAGUUUAUCAUACUACAGUCAAAAAUGUCAUGGAUUUUAACCACUUUAAAAUGGACAUACAUCCAUCAUUUCAAAGCUCACUACAUUGAAUUACACAUCAUUUAAAAGCCCAUUUCAUAAAGAAUGUAACAAACUUUACCAUAUGUAGUAACUUACUUUGAAGAGAUGGUGAUUGGGUCCUAAUAGGUGUUUUGCGUUUGUUAGUCUAAAUUCAGUGUAUUUUUCUUUAACGGCCAUUUUCAGAAAGUCAGACUCUUUCCACACCCCAACUAAUUUUCCUCAUCUUCAGAAGCAUCUACGUUCACCAAAUUGUGUAUGGUUUAUCCAUGGACAUAUUCUCAGAUAUCUAUACAGGGGCAUGGGUGGGCCUGGGAGGGCACAUCCAAAUAUCUGCAGACCCACCCACCAACAAAAUUUCUGUACAAUGUUACGUACUUUAGCAUUUUACACAUAGAAAGAUGUAAAAAAAAAAAAAAAAA